Molecule: messenger RNA, 2910 nt
Organism: Hyaena hyaena (striped hyena)
Lineage: Eukaryota; Metazoa; Chordata; Mammalia; Carnivora; Hyaenidae
Gene: SH3RF2
Product: SH3 domain containing ring finger 2
Exons: 13
Coding region: 623-2842 (739 amino acids)
Biological process (GO): positive regulation of JNK cascade; protein ubiquitination; positive regulation of proteasomal ubiquitin-dependent protein catabolic process
Cellular component (GO): nucleoplasm
Molecular function (GO): protein phosphatase 1 binding; ubiquitin protein ligase activity
Source: RefSeq, a predicted model, not a curated record
GCACUCCCGCCACCCCCACCCCCAGAUUGAACAUUCUUGAGGUGGGUGACGCAACCAAAGAUGCAGGGCCUUCGAGUCUAGCUGUGACCCCUGAGCACCCCCCUCACUCAGUUCAUGCUGAGCCCCAACUCGGGCAUCUCUGCUGUCUGCUCAAACUCGGAACCCACUGAAAACCCAGUGAGGAAGCUGUUGGAGCCCAAGGAAGGCCCCCAAGUCUUCCGGCCAACUGUCUUCUGCCUUAGGGGCCCUUGGCUGGUGGGGUCAGAAGCAGGGGACAGGACACGGCCGGAGCAGCUAAUAAGACUGCCAGACCUGCGGUGUCCUUGACAGAGCCAUGACCUGCCAGAUUAACCUGAUAUUACUGUGUGAAGGCUGCCUAUGUUUCCAAGUUUUCGGUUCUCCUGAAUGGAAGUAAAGAUAAAAAUCUGCAGUCAAAACUGCAAUGAAGUAUUGAUUAAAAUAGCCUCUUUUUUGAUGGUACAUGCAACUAAUGGGAUGACUUGGAGGCAGGAAUUCAGAAGCUCCGGAGAGACCACCGACUACCGGAUCUGCCCCCUCGGCUCAGCUCACCCUACCAUGUGGACUUUGCCCCUGCAGGCCAGGAGUGGAGUUUUAAAAUAAAAUGGAUGAUCUGACGUUACUUGAUCUUCUGGAGUGCCCCGUGUGCUUUGAAAAGCUCGAUGUCACGGCCAAAGUCCUCCCUUGCCAGCACACCUUCUGCAAACCAUGUCUCCAGAGGAUUUUCAAGGCCCACAAGGAGCUGAGGUGCCCCGAGUGCAGGACCCUGGUGUUUUGCAGCAUCGAGGCACUGCCGGCCAACCUGCUGCUCGUGCGUCUUCUAGACGGUGUGCGCUCGGGGCAGAGCUCGGGGAGAGGGGGCUCCUUCCACAGGCCUGGCGUGCUGACAGCGCAGAACAGCGGGAGAAGCAGGACGAACCCCAGGGGUCUGCAGUCUAGCUCUUUCCGGCUGGUGCCUAACAUCAGAAUCCACAUGGAUGGGGUGCCAAGAGCAAAGGCCUUAUGCAACUACCGAGGGCAGAAUCCCGGCGACCUGAGGUUUAAUAAGGGAGACGUCAUCCUCCUCCGGAGACAGCUGGAUGAGAACUGGUACCAGGGGGAGGUCAAUGGAGUCAGUGGGAUCUUCCCAGCCAGCUCCGUGGAAGUCAUCAAGCAACUGCCCCAGCCACCCCCGCUUUGCCGGGCCCUCUACAACUUUGACCUACGGGACAAAGACAAGAGUGAGAACCGGGACUGCCUGAGCUUCCUCAAGGAUGAUAUCAUUACUGUGAUCAGCCGAGUGGAUGAGAACUGGGCAGAAGGCAAGUUAGGAGAUAAAGUCGGCAUCUUCCCAAUCUUGUUUGUAGAGCCCAACCUCACUGCAAGACACCUGCUAGAGAAGAACAAGGGCCGUCAUUCGACUCGCACAAAGAGCCUGUCCCUGGUGCCCUCACCCUCCCGAGGCAAAGCAGCCAACACGGCCACCCUCCGCAGAGGCCCUGGGUCCCGGAGGAAGGGGCCCGGGCAGUUCUCCAUCACAACAGCCUUGAACACUCUCAACAGGAUGGCCCAUGCUCCCUCGGGGCGCCACGUGGUGGAGAUCAGCACCCCAGUGCUCAUCAGUUCCAGCAACCCCUCUGUGAUCACCCAGCACAUGGAGAAAGGAGACGUUCCUCCCAGCUCCGCAGGGCAGGUCAGCACUUACCACUCCGUACCUGCCUCGCCAGGACAUUCCACAGCCAUCAUCAGUCUGCCCAGCUCCCAGCAACACCUCUCAGCAAAUAUGUUUGUGGCCCUGCACUCCUACUCAGCCCAUGGGCCUGAUGAGCUGGACCUACAGAAAGGAGAAGGCAUCAGGGUCCUGGGCAAGUACCCGGAUGGCUGGCUCAGGGGCGUCUCCUUGGUCACUGGGCGGGUCGGCAUCUUCCCCAACAACUAUGUCAUCCCCAUUUUCAGAAAGACAUCUAGUUUUCCAGAUCCUCGGAGUCCUGGCCUCUAUGCCACAUGGACAUUAUCCAACUCCUCUGUGUCCUCACAAGGCAGCAUUUCAGAAGGUGAUCCCCGCCAGAACCGUCCCUUCAAGUCCGUCUUUGUGCCCACCGCCAUCGUCAACCCCGUGAGGAGCACAGCCAGCCCAGGGACUUUAGGACAGGGCUCUCUUCAGAAGUCCGGGAGGAGCAGCAUGAGAAAGAGUAAGUGGUGGCAGAGAGAUGGAUCCCUGCAGAGGCCCGUCCCGACAGGGAUCCCCGCCCUGGUGGUGGGCUCCCUCAGACGCAGCCCCGCCAUGGUGGUGCAACCUCAGCAGUUCCCGUUCUACCAGCCGCAGGGGGUCCCCCCCGCCCCCUCCACAGUGGUGGCCGAACUGGGACCGCAGCCCACUCCCACCGGAGAGCCUGCCCUCACGUGUGUCAGCAGGGGCGGCGACACCAGGACCCGCUCCGCAGCCAGCUCCCUCAUCAUGGAAGGCAAGGAAAUCCCCAUCAAGAGCGAGCCUCCACCUAAACCGCCUGCCUCCGCCCCACCAUCCAUCCUGGUGAAACCAGAAAACUCCAGAAACGGCAGCGAAAAGCAAGUCAAAACCGUGAGAUUUCAGAAUUACAGCCCUCCUCCGGCCAAACAGUACACCACCCACCCCACGUCAGGAAAGCCUGAACAGCCCGCCACCCCGAAGGGGUCCCAGCCCGAAGCAGCCCCUUCAGGCCCAGAGAUGACCAUCCUAUUCGCCCACCGAAGCGGCUGCCAUUCCGGACAGCAGACAGACCUCCGGAGGAAGUCGACUUUGGGCAAGACCACCGCCCCAGUGCCCACUGCUGCGGCCACACAGACCGUGUUUCCCAGCAAAUGAAGCUACGGGUGGCUUUUCCCAGACCCAAAAGAGGUGAAUUGCAUUUAAAUACAGUCUGCCUCCACUGA